Eupeodes corollae is the source of this 1815-nucleotide messenger RNA. RefSeq lists its product as uncharacterized. Bases 1 to 1815 code for a protein of 604 amino acids. Gene Ontology annotation, molecular function: nucleic acid binding; zinc ion binding. The transcript has 3 exons. The record is from RefSeq and is a predicted model, not a curated record. NCBI's taxonomy places the organism in Eukaryota, Metazoa, Arthropoda, Insecta, Diptera, Syrphidae.
AUGGAUUCACGUGUUACAAAAUUUUUACAAGUGGCUUCGGUUCAUGCGCUUAAGGAAAAAUUGGCUGCUAUGGGAUUCCCUUCAAAUGGACUUAAAGCUGCGCUGAGAGUUCGCCUUGAAGAGGCAGCUAGACAAUUGGAUGAUGAACGAAUGGAUGAGUUUUUUCCUGCAAGCAAUGAUGACAGUAGCAAUGAAGAAGACACCGACGAAAAUGUUCCUGAAAAUGAUGUGGAGCAGCAACAAUUGGAGAAUUUGCGGAGGAUAGUUGCUAGAAAAGAAGAGAUUCUAGCAUUGCAAAAACGACUGGCAGAGUUAAAUAGCCCAUGUGAGUCACAAGCUAAUUCUUGCUCAUUUAGGGACAUAGAAGAUUCCUUGCAAACAUUCUCUGGUGAUGACAGUCUGCCUAUUUCCAAAUGGAUUCAAAGCUUUGAGCAUUCAAAAGAAAUUUAUAAUUUUGAUGAGUCAAAGUGCUUUAUAUUUGCACAACGAAUGUUGAAAGGAACUGCAAAGCUUUUUCUCAGAUCGACAUCAUGCCGUUCCUGGUCUGAAUUAAAAUCAGCGUUAAUGAACGAGUUCAGUCAUCAUGCAUCAGCCUCCGAUGUGCACAAUACCUUGAGGAACCGAAGGAAGCGUAAAGAGGAAAAUAUACAACAAUACGUUCUUACGAUGUUAGAAAUUGCGAGUUCAUCUGACAUUGAGGAGAAUGAUGUCAUAUCAUACAUCAUAAGAGGUAUACCCGAUUCAUCUUUUAAUAAGCAAAUUCUUUUCACAGCUAAUACCAUACCGGAGCUGAAGACUGUUUUGAGAAGGUACGAAAGAAUGAAGCUGGAAUGUUCAUCAGGUUCCACAUCAGCAUUUCACCAUACGGUACAAAAAUCUAAAACUUCCGUACAGCCAAGUAACAAAUUUGGCCUAAAGUGCUUUAACUGUAACGAAGCUGGUCACGUAUCAUCAAAGUGCCCAAAACCUCCACGUGAAAGAGGCUCUUGUUUCGGCUGUGGAGAGCGGGGGCAUAUUGUCAAGAAUUGCCCAAAGUCAUCUACAGUGUGCCUUGUUGAAGAUGCUGAUAAUUAUGAUGAUGCAUCCAUUUUUCGAAACUUUCAUGGUGUUUUGGACUAUCAUCUUCAAAGCAGCGAGUAUGGAGCCGUAAAUACUAAAUUGAGUGCUUUAACCAUGAUCGAUACUGGAAGUCCUAUUAGUUUUGUACAACAAAAAUUCAUUCCAACCUAUCUGACGUCAUCUGUUGAAACGCAACCUGAAGACUUUGUGGGUAUUAACAACAGCAAAUUAAUCAUCCUUGUUGCCAGAAGUAUUUCAGAUGGUUAUUAUGUUAACAACGGUUCAAUUAAUGAUAUUGAAAUGAAGAUAGUUCUAAAAGAUGCGAACAGUGUUUUUAGUUGCUCACCGAGAAGGUUACCAUUUGCUCACAAAAUUGAGCUGAAUAAAAUUUUAGAUGAUCUUUUGAGUAGGAACGUUAUUCGUGAAAGUAAUUCACCAUUUGCUUCACCUAUAGUUUUAGCCAAAAAGAAAACCGGGGAACUGCGACUUUGUGUUGAUUAUCGAGAGUUAAAUAAAAUUACAAUUAAAGAUAAUUUUCCGCUGCCUAUUAUUGAAGACAUUCUUGACGGGCUGCGUAAUAAACGAUACUUUACGUUAUUGGAUUUAAAAAACGGUUUCCAACAUGUUAAAAUGGCUGAUGAUUCAACUAAACUUACUUCUUUUGUGACACCAUCCGGACAGAUACCAAAUUUCUCUAAAUGGGAUACGUCCGAAUUCAGAUGGUGUGAAAGCAGUUCAACAUUUCCCUAUUCCUAA